This is a messenger RNA of Brassica napus (rape), 1541 nucleotides long. RefSeq names its product glutathionyl-hydroquinone reductase YqjG. Bases 428 to 1396 code for a protein of 322 amino acids. The record is from RefSeq and is a predicted model, not a curated record. The transcript is spliced from 6 exons. Gene Ontology annotation, cellular component: cytoplasm. NCBI's taxonomy places the organism in Eukaryota, Viridiplantae, Streptophyta, Magnoliopsida, Brassicales, Brassicaceae. Gene Ontology annotation, molecular function: glutathione transferase activity.
GUAAAAAAAUUCACGUGAUCGAAUAUGCAAAUAACGUGUUUGACGAAUUGUCGUAUGUGAGAGCUGAGAAGUCUAGUCUCUAGAUAAGCCAAUUUUACUGUAUUGUUGUUGACUUUCUAUGAUCUAUGUUAUCUUUUAACUAGAAAGAUGUCAAAAAUAUCUAAGAUAAUACCAAUAUUUGUCAAAAGACAGACUUUUCUUUCUUCACUCUAAUCUAAUUAGCCUUUUGUGCAAGCCAAAGUUGACUCAAUGUAAUCCUUUAUUACUUACCAUCAAAGAAAACAGUUGAAGACUCGCUACAUCACUGGUCAAUUUUCUUACAUUCAUUAUUAUAUUCACCCUUUAUAUCAUUUAUUUACUCAUUUCUUGAUCAAUUUCUCACUUAAUUUUGGUUUGUCGAAUAAGUAUCACAGAUUGAACAUCAGCAAUGGCUGCAUCAUCAGCUAACGAGAAUUCGGAUAAACCUAGAAGAACCGUAACAUCAUUCCGCAACUUUGUUUCACAGAAUCAUGAUUCUCAGUUUCCAGCAGAAUCAGGAAGAUACCAUUUGUACAUCUCUUACGCUUGUCCAUGGGCUUCUAGAUGCCUCGCAGUAUUAAAACUCAAAGGACUUGAUAAAGCAAUAACCUUCACGUCUGUUCAACCUCUUUGGAGAAAAACGAAAGAAAACGAUGAGCAUAUGGGAUGGGUUUUUCCCGACUCAGAUACAGAGGUUCCUGGAGCUGAGCGAGACCACAUCAAUGGUGCGAAAAGCGUUAGAGAACUUUAUGACAUUGCUAGCUUGAACUACACAGGCAAAUACACUGUUCCUGUUCUUUGGGAUAAGAAACUUAAGACAAUAGUUAACAAUGAGAGCUCUGAGAUACUCCGAAUGUUCAGCACCGAGUUCAAUCAUUUUGCGGAAAACCCUUGUCUUGAUCUUUAUCCUCCCAACCUCCGAUCAUUAAUCAAUGAGACAAACGAAUGGGUACACCAUGGGAUAAAUAACGGUGUUUACAAAUGUGGUUCUGCUACAACUCAAACAGCAUAUGAUGAGGCAGUGAAGCAAUUGUUCGAUGCAUUGGACAAAUGCGAAGAGAUACUCCAAAAACAGCGGUUUCUUUGUGGAAACACUUUGACUGAACCAGAUAUUCGGUUAUUCGUCACUCUCAUAAGAUUUGACGAGGCUUACACGGUGAUCUUCAAAUGCAAUAAAAGACUCAUAAGGGAGUAUUCAAAUCUCUUUGACUACACGAAAGAUAUCUACCAAAUCCCCGGGUUGAGCAGUACAGUGAAGAUGGACCAUGUCAAGCAAAAUUACUAUGGAAGCUUUCCUUCUAUAAACCCUCUUGGGAUUGUAGCUCAUGGACCAAACAUUGAUUACUCUUUGUCUCAUGACCGACAUAGAUUCUCCUAAUAAACAGCAUCGACUACCUCAAGAAUGUGCGUCUCUUUCUCUUCAGAAACCUUUUUUUCUUACAUUUGACCUAUUGGUUUAUGUUUUGCAUUGUGAACAACAAUUAUGUUUUUUUAGUCUUAAUAUGUUUCCGCAUAUGGAACUG